Messenger RNA from Pediculus humanus corporis (human body louse), 1065 nucleotides. RefSeq names its product histone H1-II-1, putative. The transcript has 2 exons. NCBI's taxonomy places the organism in Eukaryota, Metazoa, Arthropoda, Insecta, Psocodea, Pediculidae. The record is from RefSeq and is a predicted model, not a curated record. Bases 1 to 1065 code for a protein of 354 amino acids.
AUGUCAAAAGAUACUGAAAAAAGAUUGCUAAGGACUAUACAUCAUCUUAGAGAACCGCAAGGGUCGACUAUACCAACUAUUGUAAAAGCAAUUAAUACAAAAGGACCACAAGUAAGUUUAAAAAGAAUUGUUCAAACACUUAGGGGAUGUUUGAAAAAUGGGUCUCUCAAAGUCGCAGACGGUAGAAUAAAAUUAAAACAAGCAAGUUCUUAUAUAUAUCGUUUGAGAGAUAAAGAACAUAAACAUAGUAAACUGAAGAGUCGAUGCAAUCAAUCAUGUCCGAAAUUAUUAAGUCCGCCUUCUCUUUCCACCAAGAACUGUCUUACCUCAAAUCAGAGAUUAUGUCCGUCGUCAAAUUCAAAACAGUGCCCUCCUCCAUCCGGGAAUAAACCUUGUUCGCCUUCUUCAAAUACGAAAGCAAAACCGUGUCCGAAACCUUGUCCUAAACCUUGUCCGAAACCCCCGUGUUCUCCUCGAUCCGGUUCGAAACCUAAAUCAGCAUGUAAACCUUGUUCGCCAACAUCCGGUACCAGACCCUCCUACUGUCCUCCGCAGUCUUCAAAAUCUCGUCAACCUCAGUCUUCUUCAAAAUCUCGUCCAAAAUCAAAAUGUAAUGGAAAACCCAUGAUGAAAUCGCGUCAAAAAACGUGUCCAAAACCGUGUCCGAAACCGGGUCAAAAAUCGGGUCAGAGAUCGGGUAUGAGAUCAGGUCGAAAAUCAUCGAGGUCGAGGAGAAGACGAAAGAAGGAAAAAUGCCCGCGCGAUAGAAAAUCAGCAUCGGAUAAAAAAGAUAGAAAAGACAGGAGAGAUAAAAGAGAUAAAUGUAAAUCCGAUGAUUCUAAAAAUAAAAAGUCCGACGGCGGCGGAAACGACAAUAACGAUGAUGGUAGAAGAAGCAAAGCUAGAAAUAGAUCGGUUAAAACUCGUAAGCAAAAAUCAAAAUGUCCAAAACCUAAAAGGAGAAAUUCAAAACCUAGAGGAAAAAUGAAGGGAAAACCUAAAUGUCCGAAAAAUAAAUCAAAACCUAAGAGAAGCAGUACGAAAAAGCGAAAAAAAUGUGAUUGA